GCGCGCCAACACAGCAUAGCACAGCCAGCACAGCCAGCACAGCCAGCAUCAAGCUGUCAAGGUCGUCGUCUCUCUGGCGUUUGUUGUUGCAGGCGAAGUUCCAGCCGUCAGCCGUGUCUGCUAGGGCAUAUACCUGCCCAGCCAAGAGCCAAACCUGUCCGGAAGGCUCCUAACUUUACGGCCAGGCAGGUCCAGUCAGCAUGCGCGUGCGACUCCAGGGGGGUCGGGGCCUUGCAGCCCGUUGUUUCCGAGGAAACUUAGUGCCGUCGGCCCCCUUGUUCCCGCGCGGGAUGCGCGGAACUCGGGCAAGCUUUCUCGCUCGUUACGCCACGCCACUGCUACUCAUGCGGCAUUGUCGCUCGAUCUCAAGCGCGUGCUUCCCGCGGGGUCCAGGGAAGCGCGCUCGCCGCGAUGGCGCCUGGCCGCCGCGGCCUGGGUCGAGCAGAUUUGUCGGGAUUCGCUGCAGUCGCCCUGGCGGACCAUCUUCCACACCAUAACGCCGCCUCGUACUAUAAAACCCGUAUUUGCUCUCGAGCUUCUCAUCUUGUGAAACCAUCCGGCGGACCUACGACUCGUGCACUUUCCCCUCACAUUCCCUCCCUACCACCAUUUGGUUAGACCAUCUCUGUCUUCAGCAACUUUGACCAUCUCUCUCUACUAGAGCGAGCCUCGUACAUCGUUACCAUCUAUCCCCGGCGGCAUUAUGGCUUCGUCGAAGCUUCUCGCUCUCGCGCUUCUGCUGCUCGUCGUCGUCAGCCUGACGACCUUCGCCGUCGCCGACGACGACGACGACGACCGUCGUCCGGAGCGCGAGCGCAAGCGGGACGGCACGGGCAACCAGGAUCGCGACCGCGACCCGCGACCGCGACGGCUCUUGCGGUGGCAAGUCUGGCGGGUGCAGGGAACAGGGCUGGCGGAAGUGGGAACUGUAACGGAAGUGGGUCUGGUAACUGCAAUGGGAGUGGUGCGGGGAGGAAGGGAGGGAGGAGGGGAGGACGAGGGAACAGCGACAAUGAUGGUGAUGAUUAGACUAGAAUUGAGGUGGACGGGUUGGUGUGAUUCCAGCUGUCUUGCUGGAAGCUAGAUGGCCUCAUGGAGCUGGGAAAACAAGGGAGAAGAGAUGCAUGGAGAAAGUGGAUUGGGGAAGCAAACAUUCCGAAGUUGGAUAUGGUGGUUCUGAGAAUGGUGGGCUGGAGUUUAGCUAGAAGUUUGCUUUGUGCUUUGUGGGCUCUGGUAUGGUCUUGCUUUGUUAUGGUUGUUUUGGUUGCUUGAGAGCUUCUUAUUGCAGCUGGUCUUGACUGAUUAGUAGUGGUUUGGUUUGUAAAUGAAAUGGAAAAUGGAUU
Messenger RNA from Closterium sp. NIES-67, 1343 nucleotides. Lineage: Eukaryota; Viridiplantae; Streptophyta; Zygnematophyceae; Desmidiales; Closteriaceae. The record is from the annotation of a GenBank genome assembly.